Solanum tuberosum (potato) is the source of this 631-nucleotide messenger RNA. RefSeq lists its product as uncharacterized. The transcript has 3 exons. The record is from RefSeq and is a predicted model, not a curated record. The coding region runs from base 145 to 411 and encodes 88 amino acids. Lineage: Eukaryota; Viridiplantae; Streptophyta; Magnoliopsida; Solanales; Solanaceae.
AUGAAAUACAGGAGACAAACGUACACCCCAUCUACCUUCAACGUAUAUAUAAUCUACAUAUACAAGCACUUAUUAGCUCUUUCUUUUACAAAAAAAAGGUCUAGGUACCCAACCAGUUGAUAAAAGGACAUAACAUUACGCUAAAUGGGGCGUUGGAUUAGACCCGAGGUAUAUCCACUGAUGGCGGCCAUGACAUUUGUAACGGGGAUGUGUGUUUUUCAGCUAACAAGGAAUGUUCUCUUAAAUCCUGAUGUCAGGAUCAAUAAGGCACAUAGAAGCAUGGGAGUACUUGAAAAUGAAGAAGAAGGAGAGAAGUAUGCAAAACACAGCCUUCGAAACUUCCUACGCACUCGUCCACCACAAGUCAUGCCUUCUAUCAACCGUUUUUUCUCUGAUCAUGACAACAACUAAUAAUCAUAGCUCAAUUCAAUAAUCAAAUAUUUCUCGUCUUUCAGCUUCUCAUAGUAUUUUUUUUAAAGUCGAUGUUGAUAUUUGUAUUGAAAUCUAUUCACCAGUCAUGUGAUGGUCCUUGUUCCUUUUUAUUGUAUUUUCGUUGGGUAUAUAUGAAGUUAUGAUGAUCUACGUAAUUUCAGUGUUUCUACCAGGAAUGUACCUUUUUUCCCCUUUCCUA